AUGACGCCUCCAGCAAGGCAGCCCUUUCUUGUCUUCACCGUCCUCCUGACUCUCCUCUCCACCUUCGCCACAGCCCUCAAAUUCGACCUCCUCGCCCACCCGGGCCAUUCGACAAAAAACGAGCGCUGCGUGCGCAACUUUGUCAAUCGGGAUACGUUGGUCGUUGUUACCGCGACUGUCGGGGGAAGUAAGGGAGAUGGCAUGGUUGUUAAUAUGCAUAUCAAAGACGCAGUAGGCAAUGACUACGGCCGCCCCAAGGACGUCGUCGGCGAGUCCCGCACAGUCUUCACCUCCCUCGCCGACACGGCUUUUGACGUAUGCUUUGAGAAUACCCUUUCUGGGCGCGUAUCACAAAACGACCCCUCCCGCUCAAUAGAGCUCGACAUCGACAUCGGCGCUGACGCCCGCGACUGGGCCGGCCUGCAAGCCGCCGAAAAGCUCAAACCUGUCGACACUGAACUCCGGCGCAUCGAGGCCUCGGUCAAUGAGAUAGUGCAAGAGAUGGAGUAUCUGCGGAUGCGGGAGCAGAAGCUGCGGGACACGAACGAGAGCACGAAUGAGCGGGUGAAAUGGUUCAGUCUGGGCACGAUGGGGGUGUUGGUUAGCUUGGGUGGUUGGCAGGUUGUUUACCUGAGGGCUUAUUUUCGGUCGAAGCAUCUCAUCUGA
Cyphellophora attinorum is the source of this 666-nucleotide messenger RNA. RefSeq names its product Endoplasmic reticulum vesicle protein 25. Gene Ontology annotation, cellular component: Golgi apparatus; endoplasmic reticulum-Golgi intermediate compartment; COPII-coated ER to Golgi transport vesicle. The record is from RefSeq and is a predicted model, not a curated record. NCBI's taxonomy places the organism in Eukaryota, Fungi, Ascomycota, Eurotiomycetes, Chaetothyriales, Cyphellophoraceae. Gene Ontology annotation, biological process: intracellular protein transport; Golgi organization; endoplasmic reticulum to Golgi vesicle-mediated transport. The transcript has 4 exons. Bases 1 to 666 code for a protein of 221 amino acids.